Paracoccidioides lutzii Pb01 is the source of this 327-nucleotide messenger RNA. RefSeq lists its product as hypothetical. The record is from RefSeq and is a predicted model, not a curated record. The coding region runs from base 1 to 327 and encodes 108 amino acids. The transcript has 2 exons.
AUGUCCAACCGGUCCCUGUUCAAGGAUAUCCUAGCAGAGUUGAAAGGCUUCACCUAUCCCCCAAAUAGGGAUCCGCUAACCAGGAUCGUCCCUAUCCUGCAUUUCCACUUGUUUCGACCAAGUCCACUGCAGGUGGAUAUCGUUCUCGAAAAUCAAAGCGGUCAAACUUUUUCGGCUACCUUGCGAUUAUUGGCGCGGAGAAUUAAAUUGAAACAAACUUUCCCCAGUCGCAUAAUCUUUGGGCCCAUCAUGCAUCUGGCGUUCGAUAUCUUUGGUAGUCUCAAGCUCCAACGAUUCACGCUGUCGGGGGAGGACCUAACCCAAUGA